AUGUCUAAUGCUGGCGGCAGCAUCAGAAGAGGAGUGCAGGAGGGCACAGAAGCCCUCUUGCAGACACUAGGACAACUAGGAUAUCAGGCAUCCACAAAGAAGGCCCAAAUAUGCCAAAAAGAGGUCAUCUACCUAGGCUAUCAAUUAAGGGAUGGACAGAGAUGGCUGACUGAGGCACGUAAACAGACUAUUACUGACAUCCCUGCCCCUAAAAAUCCCCGCCAGCUGCGGGAGUUUCUGGGGACUGCAGGGUUCUGCCGCCUCUGGAUUCCAGGGUUUGCGGAGAUGGCUGCACCCCUAUACCCUCUCACCAAACAAGGGACUCUGUUUAAUUGGGGAGAGGAACAACAGAAGGCAUUCCAGGAUAUUAAAAAGGCCUUGCUGGCCUCCCCAGCGUUGGGCCUCCCUGAUACCACCAAACCCUUCAAAUUUUUUGUGGACAAAUGGCAGGGCUAUGCUAAAGGAGUACUCACACUCAGAGACUGGGCCCCUGGAAGCGUCCAAUAG
Phodopus roborovskii (desert hamster) is the source of this 507-nucleotide messenger RNA. RefSeq lists its product as uncharacterized. The record is from RefSeq and is a predicted model, not a curated record. Lineage: Eukaryota; Metazoa; Chordata; Mammalia; Rodentia; Cricetidae. The coding region runs from base 1 to 507 and encodes 168 amino acids. The transcript has a single exon.